AUGGAAGGGGAGGAAAAACCAGAAGAAUCCUUUGCCGUUAAGCUGAAGUAUUACACGACCCUGACCAUGGGAACAACGGCAUGUCUAUCAUCCUUCAUCUUCAUGUUCUUGAUUCCGUGGAUACUGGAUCCAUCUAUAUCCACUCUCAUGGCUAACUUCGACCCAGAGCAGGUGUUGUGCAGGACAGUCAGAACAGAUCAUUUGGUGAGCAUGAAGAACUGUUCCUGGUCAUCGUGUAAGCACGGGUGCACCACGGACCAAUACGAAUGCGACCAGAUCUAUGUGGACUACAUGCAUGUUCCCUAUAGCGAGUAUGACGAGGAGAGCUUCGAGAUGGACGAAGACCUCUGGGUUGGACGUGGUGUUCCCCUUUUCAUCAACAUCAAGGCUUGCGGAUACCCACCUCAAACCAACUGCUCCACUUUCGCCGACAAACACGGUCCCGAAGGCUCUGUCUUCGCCUGCUAUUACUCACGAGCUGACCCUAACUUAGUCAUGACCGAAUAUUCAUGGUGGAAGGAGGUCAACAGCAUCAUCAUGGCCCUCCUGAUUCCAAAUGUCCUGUGUGGGUUCUCCCUCGGUCUGGUGACCUACUGGUGGUAUCCUGGAGAGUGUGACUACUGGAUAACGGGGCUGUAG
Molecule: messenger RNA, 639 nt
Organism: Penaeus vannamei (Pacific white shrimp)
Lineage: Eukaryota; Metazoa; Arthropoda; Malacostraca; Decapoda; Penaeidae
Source: RefSeq, a predicted model, not a curated record